ACACGGACACACACAUAUAGCUAGCCAUCUCUCUCUCUUUCUCUCUUUCUCUCUCUUGUUCUCGCCCCCCUAGUGGAACGCACGCGCGCGCGACCGAGUGAGCCAGCUCCUCUUUCUCCCUCUCGCAUACUCUUUGGUUUUAUCCCACCCGUCGUCGGGCAGCAGCAACCACCACCACCACCACCACCCACCAACCAACCCAGCCAGCGGCAGAGAGAUUUUCUCGGCUCCUCUUUAUACAAGACUAUCGCGCAGUGAACUGCCGACUCUUCUCGAGCAUUAACGUAUAGUACUGCAGCAGCAGCGCAACAAGCAGCAUCUUCAAUACAUAUUCGUAUAUAACUUCAACGACGUAUUAUUAUACACAACUCACAAUGGCCAAAUUAGCUAUUUCAAUGGUUUGCCUUCUGGCUAUAUCAACCAUUAACGCAAUGCCUCUUGGCGAUGAUGAAAAGAAGGAACCAUCUGCAGUUGUACCUUUGGAAAAAAUGAUUGAAAAACCUUUGGACAAACCAUCUGAAGAGUCAAAAACUGAAACAAUUUUACCAAAUCAACAGUUACGCGAAGCAGUAGUGGAGGCAACAGCAGAAGAAGAAAAGAAAAUAGACGAGACCCCUUUACUUAAAAAAGUUGAAGAGGAAAAAAAAAUUGAACAGACUCUGAAGGAAGAAAAGAAGGUUGAAAUGGAAACGCAAGUUGAAGAAAAAAAAGUAGAAAAAAUCAACCUCGAAGAGAAAAAACCCGAAGAACUUCUUAAAGUUACACCAUCGGAGAAAAAAGCCGUUACAGCCAUUGAAGAAGUAGCUACUGAGAAAAAAGAAGAAAUUCAAGAGAGGUCUGAAACUCCAGUCGCUGUUGUAAAAGAGCCUGUUGUUCCUGUAGCUGAAGUUCAACCCAUUCCAGCUGUAGCUGCUUCAGAGGCUGCAGUGGAAGUAUCUCAAACUAAAGCAGCCGACGUUCCAAUUGUAUUAGAAAAAAAAUCUGAAGAACACGUAAAAGAAGUCGCAAAAAUCGAAGAAAAGCCUGAACAACGAGUAACUCGUGGUACUGAAGAUGCUGUUCCCCAAGAAAAGAAAGUCGAAGAAAAAAAAGUUGAGGAAAAACUUGUUACCGAGCUGAAGCCUGAAAAAAUUGAACCUGUCGUAGCUGAAGAAAAGCACGCCGUCGAAACCCCUGCCCCAGUUAUUGCCCAUAAAGAAAAUCAUGAGCAAGUAGCACCUGCUGUAGAGGCAGCUAAGGCUGAAAUAACCGAAGAACCAAAGAAACUUGAAGAACCAAUUACAGAACAAAAACCAACAGAACUUUCAAUUGCUGCAGCUGUAGUUGAAUCAGUUAAACCUAUCGAAGAAGCCGUAGCACCACAUAUCAAAGAAACUACCAAACCAGAACAACUUCAUCCAGCAAAGGAAGCUCAAGAAGCCGCUAAAGAGCAACGUUCGGAGGAUACAGUCAGUCCUAUUCAAGAGGUUCAAUCUGUUGUACCAGUAGUAGCUGUGAAAGAAGUGGCUCCUGUUGUUGCUGAGGCUGAACUAACUCCAGUGUCAAUUGAAAAGUCAGCGAAAUCCGCAGAUGAAAUUAAAGCUGAAGAGCUUCCAAAACCUCAAGAAGUUAAGGAAUCCAAGAUUGAAUUGCCUAAAGUGGCUGAACCAGAAACGAUGCUUAUAAAGGAAGAAAAAAUGAAGGUUGAGGAAAAACCAUUAGCUGAUAUGUUGAAAAAAGAAGAAAAGACUGAAGAAAUUAUAAAAGAAAAACAACUAGAAAAAAAGGAGGAAAAGAAAGAUAGUUCAGAAGAAGACAGCAGCAGUGAGGAAAAGACUGCUGAAAUGAAGGAGGAAAAACUGGAGAAGAAAGUGCAAGAGAAGAAAGAUGAAAAGAAAGAAAGCUCCGAAGAAAAAGAUAGUAGUGAAGAAAUCAAACUAGAAGAAAAAAAAAUUCAAGAGAUCAGCAAGCCCGCAGCCGACAUGGCAACGCUGGCACCAGCUACCUCAUCUUAAAUUGGUCAGCACCCUCAAAAAGUUCGAGUGAGAAAAGGACCUCCAGCAGCAGUAGCAGCAACAAUUAACGAAUGCAACGUAUUCUUUACAUAAAUCCGAUAUAAAUGCGCUUUGAGUAUAUGUGACUGAAAGAAAAUGUGUGUUGUCGUAAUAUUGUAAGUGUGAAUGAUAUUAAGUCGAACAAGAGUGCGAAUGAAAAUGUAAAUGACGCGAUUUUGUAGGCGCAACUGCAUUUUAAGCAGAAAACAAAAAUCAUAUGUAAAACGACGAUAACGACAAAUUACAUUGACUAUAACGAAGAAAGAGCAGAGAGCGAGAAAGGGCAUAAAGCAGAAGAAAGAAUAAUUAAGAUACUCAUUAAUUGUACGCAAGGUCUUGUCAUGCUGUAUAUCUAUUAUAGCUUUGUGUGAGAAUUACUGAGAGAUGAGAGGCUUUACGAUGAUUUAACAAGGUUCAAGGUCACUGAAAGUUUUAUCUCGAAAAUAUUCAAUCAGAAACUUCGUAUAUUAGUAUUGCAGCGAUACUAAGUCGAAAAAAUUUUCGAGCGUCAAAUUCGGUUACCUCAAUCUCUUGAUGGUCGUGAUGUCGAUGGUUAAACCUCUCUCUCUCUCGAAAAAGUAAUUAAAAUAAAAAACAAACACAUGUUGCGUUCGUGCGUGCCGGUAGACCCAUAAGAUAUCUUGGUGGUUUUGGACGCCGAUGUAAGGUGAUCGAGGAACUAAUCUAUUUGUAUUUUUGGUAGUUUCUCAUAUUUUAAGAAUUUUCCUACUUUUUUUACAAAUAACUUUAGAAAUAUAUUAUUAGCACCAUGACAACAUCACAACUUCAUAUUAAACGACAAGAACAAUUGUAAAACCACCACCUUGUAAUUUUCUUUCCUCCCCUUCAUGCUCAUUGUUUAAUCAUCUUGCCACUUACUGAGUAGAAACACAUUUUUAUUUAUUACUGAUUUUAUUGCAUUAUUAUCUCGUAUCGUUAUUUUAAAUACCGCUCUUCCACAAUUAAUUAUGUAUAAUUAUCAUCAUCGUUAAAAUAAUAAUUAAUACAAACAUCAUAAAUAUUGUUUUUAAUUUGAAUAUUCAGAAGUACCUUUAUACAAAAAAUUUUGGAUGAAAAACAGGAAAUGUGAUGAAUGAGUUCAGCAAACUCAUGGAAAAAAAUUUUUAUCUAUGAAAAUUUGGCACUCAUAUAUUCUGUCUGAUAAUUUAUAAAUAAAAUAUUUGAAAAAAUCUAGAAGUGCAGGAUUAACUUCACUUUUUUAGAUUAUGUGAUUAAAAAAGCACCGUGAUAAUUAAUGAAGAAGUAUUGUAGGGAGUUUACAACUGUAACUCCUUGUAUCAAUUAUACAAAAAUAAAUUGGAUUAAUAAAAAUACAUUGUUCGUAAGUAUGUAAUAUGUAUUCGUAGACAACUAUUUACAUGUCAAUUUAAAAAACAAAAACAAUUAAUAAAUAAUUAAGUAAAACUCAACACAGUAGUAAAAAAAAUUGAAGAGUUGUUACAGAUUUAAAUUAUUAAGUUAAAAACUAUUAUAAAGGAUGAGAUAGUAAAUUCAAGAUGAAGUUGUUAAUAUUCUAAGUUAUUUAAAACAGAGUUCAACUUUAACUUCUAGAGGGCCGGGAUUUCAGAGGUCAUAUCAUCUAUAGAAAAUAAGGCAUAAAAAAUAUCUUAAAUCAUUGAUCGAUCAUAGGAAAAGCGUUGAUCAGGGAGCGCGCGAAUAUAUUAGCUUCCUGGCUCUCUAAAGGUUAAUUAUUUGAGAAUUUAUAAUUUUUUAUUUCAAUUGGUUUUCUUAAAUAGUAAUGAAGUUUAUAUCGGUCUGUUGAAGUAUUUAAUAUUAAAUUUAAUAAUGUAAAUCAUUUUUGAAUUCACUGUAAUAAAAGACUUAAAUUCAAGUA
This is a messenger RNA of Trichogramma pretiosum, 3888 nucleotides long. RefSeq names its product neurofilament heavy polypeptide-like (gene bnb). The record is from RefSeq and is a predicted model, not a curated record. Lineage: Eukaryota; Metazoa; Arthropoda; Insecta; Hymenoptera; Trichogrammatidae. The transcript has 3 exons. The coding region runs from base 375 to 1994 and encodes 539 amino acids.